Molecule: messenger RNA, 3171 nt
Organism: Haliotis rufescens (red abalone)
Lineage: Eukaryota; Metazoa; Mollusca; Gastropoda; Lepetellida; Haliotidae
Product: tripartite motif-containing protein 2-like
Exons: 3
Coding region: 422-1693 (423 amino acids)
Biological process (GO): positive regulation of DNA-templated transcription
Cellular component (GO): chromatin; nucleoplasm
Molecular function (GO): ubiquitin-protein transferase activity; zinc ion binding
Source: RefSeq, a predicted model, not a curated record
CCGUAACCACUCGUAAUUGACAUGUUUCAUUGGAGUCACGUUCAGAUAAAAUGGUCGCACAUGCAUGGUAUUGAGGCAUGUAAUCCUAAUACCCCAAUCCCAGCGAACCUUUGUUGUGGUUUAUGGCAACAGGGCGGUGUCGGAAGGCGAGACGGGUAGUGCAGGGAUCUCAACAGAGUCGAUGUGAGGAGAUUUGGGACGGACAAAAGCGCAUUUAGGACGUGCUCAACAAGCACCUGUGGACCUUAAGUGUGACGCUCCAUGCUGCACCACAGCUGUGUAGGUAAUUGUCCAACCCAGAUCAGCCGGUGAGGCUUGACGUGUCGACUGCAGCCAUUGGGCCAUCGAUUUACCGCGGAAUUCCGGCGAAGCAGACGACAACAAUUGCAGGUUGGGGGUUCAUGUCGGGGAAACCGUAAGCAUGGCGGACGAUAAACAGCCUGAGGACCACACCUUGUGGAACACCGUUUCGUGGCUCAGAACGAGACGAGACGCUAUUCCGGCAAUCCCCCAAUCAAGGCCACAGUUACCAGACUUUAGCGCUAUGAUGUCAGACUCGACGACAACAGGGGACUCUUCCGAUCAAUCCAAGCUUGAGGAAAAGCUGAAGCAAUUUGAAAAAGAGGAGAUGGAGAGAAAAGAGCGAAACGAGUUGCAACAACAGCAACAUGAGCAAAAUGGCGAAGAGAGCUCUACUAACAGAUUUCGGGAUAAGAGGAGAAAGAAUAUUAUUUUUGACGAGGAGAGAUUUGAGGACACCUUCCUGAAAUGUCUUAUCUGUCGAGAGAAUUUUGACAUGGAUGAAAAGAUGCCCAAAAUGCUCCCUUGUCACCAUACAUUCUGUCUGGAUUGUCUGCGUCAGAUGUGGCGAGUAGAAGGGGAGUUUCGACAGACCUUGACAUCUGCUUUCAGAGGUAUGCCCAUGGCUGUGAAGAUUCAGUGUCCAACCUGCAGAGACGGCCUGAUCACAUCUGAAGCUGAAGUGAAGCGUCUCCCAAAUGAUCACACCAUCAUGGAACUGCUGUCCUUCAUGAAGGAAACGGGCCGAAGUGAUGUUCAAUACUGCUCUAAGCAUCAAAUGCAACCCCUCAACUUUUUCUGUGAGCCUUGUAUCAUCCCUGUGUGUUGUGACUGUACCGUGAUCGACCACAAAGAGUCCAAAGGACAUAUUGUCGUCAAUGUUAACGAAGCCAUGGACAAAUACACACCAAUCCUGGAGACUACCAUGGAAGAAAUACAGGUUGAGAAGGGAACUCUCGAAUCCAAGAAAGAAACUUUAAUGAAGAGUGCGGAGAAACUUGAUACUACACAAAAGGACGUCAACGAUAAAAUCAAGGAUGCAUUUUGUCGUCUCCGUGAAACCAUUGAUGAGCGUGAACGAGAGCUGUAUGAGAUGACAGAAAGAGAAGUUGGGAGGAAGAGGGAGAAGCUACAAGACAACAUGAAAGUGGUCAUGGAACGAGACGAGGCCCUGAAGAAUCAACUCAAAUCUCUAACCAAUGCCAAGGAAGAAAAGGAUAUAAGCUGUAUGUUUUCAGGUCACAAGGCAGCGAGAGAUGUACUGUCUCAGAAGGUCGAAGUUGUCAUUGAUUCGAUGGACAAUUUUGCAGUAGAGUUCAGCUGUGAUGAACGUCAACAGAGGAACAUUCGACAAGAAGUGACCAAUCUUGCGGAUAUUGUGUUUCAAGAUUAAGUCCGAUGACUUAACCAGACUAGGUGCUCUAUUACGCAAGUGACGUUUGUUUGUACAGAAAUGAUAGGCUGCGUUUAUUCACUUCAAGCUCCCGCAUUUAUUCCGGGAAGCAUUGGAAUGUUGAGGACAGAUACAUUCCUCCUCGUCUUCGAGCAUUUUGAGAGGAGUGUGUGAGGUUUUCCGCCGGUUUUUCCCCAGCAAUAUCACGACGGGGUCACCAGAAAUGGGCUUCACACGUUCAUUUUGAGAGGAAGGAGAUGCUAGUUUAGAUUAUCAAAAAAAGAAGGGUUCCAAUAAGGGCCUGCGAACAUUGUGAACUGAAAAAAUCUGUAAAUUACAGUUGGCACUAUGCAUUCUGUCUCUUACGGAGAAAACCACAGAAAGUUACAUUUCAGAAGAUAUCCUUUUGGGCAUAGUAAAUAUUCCAAUCACUAUCAAAACCAUUUUCCCAUUCACCUUGAUGUUCCACUCCUUCAACUUGUGACUUGAAUAAUGUGCUGAGCAGGUCAGGUGUAUUUGCCUUAAUAACUAUCAGUUUACCUCAUUUAGUGGAAUUAUUCGAUGAAUACAUGUAUGAUAAAUUCUGUAAAGUCUUGCCGUAGAAUAGUUUUUGUUUUAAAAAAUCAGCAGGAAAAUAUCAUUCAAUAUCUGCAAUAACUUGUGAAAUCAGAUUUGUUAUGGUUUAUUUUGUAUCGUUUUAGUCACUCUUGGUUUUGUUUUACCGUGUACUUCCUCUCCCGUCUCACUUUCUAUCGGACUAUUCCAUAUGUGCAAUCUUUGUAUUGUAUCUAUUGCUUCUGGGUUUCCUAUUUUGUCAGCAUGUAUUUUAUGCAUUGUAACAUAAGUAUAUUUUUCAGAAGUUUACUUACCCGUUUCUUAAACCUGUAUUAAUGUAUUCUCGUCAGUUUCAUUUCAAUGUCAUACUGUAUCAUCAUAAGUAAACAUACUUUUUCAAAUUUCCAAGACAUCGCGUUUUAUAAAACAGCGAGUGGGGAUUAUCUGCACACGUGAUAACGAUAUAGCAUCUAUAAAACUCACUUCACUCACGUUCUUAACGGAUUUAGGCAAUCGGAGUCAUCCGUAAAUACUAAACGCUGAAAAUGGUUCGAUCAGAACAACGGGUUCACAUUUUAAUUAGUAUUGUUUCUAUUUAAGAUUAAGCUUUUAUUGUCAUAUAGAAGGCAUAGACUGUAUUACAAGUAUUUUCGUAAAGCGAUGCCUCUGAUUAAGACAUACAUAUUUGCCAUCUAACAGCAAUAUAUCAGCUUAAAGUACUAUGUAGGACACAGAAUAUGAUGUUAAUAAGGGUACUGAUGAUGCAGCUUUGUAAUAUAUGUAAUAUUUUGCCGCUAUUUCUGUGAUCUCGAGCCGAUUUUGAGGAUGAUAUACAUUCUGUUUGGUAUAUACUACCUAUGUACAUUAUAUAAUUAUUGUACUCAUCGCUAUUUGAGUACUGAAAUAAAAUUAUAAAUGAUAAA